Molecule: messenger RNA, 1190 nt
Organism: Phragmites australis (common reed)
Lineage: Eukaryota; Viridiplantae; Streptophyta; Magnoliopsida; Poales; Poaceae
Exons: 5
Coding region: 214-1017 (267 amino acids)
Biological process (GO): endoplasmic reticulum to Golgi vesicle-mediated transport
Cellular component (GO): endoplasmic reticulum-Golgi intermediate compartment; Golgi membrane; COPII-coated ER to Golgi transport vesicle
Source: RefSeq, a predicted model, not a curated record
AUCUCAAGCAUCAGCGCUCUCAGACCAUUCCUUUCGUCCUCUUCUUCGCACUGCCACCGCCCACGGCCGCACCGUCGACUCCAGCCCCAAGCACGGCGGCCACCCAAAGGCUCUCCGGUCGUGAUCGAAGCACGGCAUUGGAUUGGCGUGGAGUGGAGAUCUAUCCAGACUUGGGGUUGGUUUCUUCUUUUGUUGUUGCUCCAUUCAGUUACGAUGGCAGCGAUGAAUAGUGAUUUGGGAGGCCUAGCUGGCAGGCCUACAAAUCCACAAGCAAAUCCUUUUGAAGGUGCCUUGUAUGGUGCUGGACCAGGACUGAUCCGUACUGGACUAGGAGUGUACGGGGAAAAGUUUUUAGAUUCAAGUUCUGAGUUUAUGCAGAGCAAUAUUACGCAAUAUUUGUCUGACCCUCAGUACUACUUUCAAGUCAACAGCCAGUAUGUGAGGAACAAACUGAAGGUCAUCUUGUUCCCUUUCUUGCACAGGGGUCACUGGACAAGAAUAACUGAACCAGUAGGGGGAAGGCUGUCCUACAAACCUCCAGUCCAGGAUAUCAAUGCACCAGACUUGUACAUCCCUUUGAUGGCAUUUGGCACCUACAUUGUAGUUGCUGGAUAUGCCUUGGGAGCUCUUGGCAGGUUUACCCCAGAGGCUCUGACCCUACAGUUCUCUAAGGGGUUACUUGGUUGGUUUCUGCAAGUCAUCCUCAUCAAAGGUCUGCUGUACUCCCUGGGCAGUGGCGAAGCGCUGUUGCUGGACAUUGUGGCGUACGCUGGAUAUGGUUUCGCCGGUACUUCCCUUGCGAUGCUGGCCCGCAUCUUCUGGACCUUCCUGUACUAUUUCAUCAUGCCAUGGUUCUGCAUCUGCACGGGAGUUUUCCUCGUGAAGACCAUUAAGAGGGUUCUUCUGGGCGGGCCAAGGAACUACGAGAGGCACCCCAGCCGGAACCACUAUUUUCUGCUCUUCCUGGCCGUCGUGCAGUUCCCUAUGCUGUUCUGGCUCGGCAACAUCAGCGGUUGAUUUUUUGAUCGAGCUACGUAAAUCGUUUUUGAGAGACUGCCGUGCAGAAUAAACUUGUGAUAAUUCUUGCUGAUGAACUUCAUAGUUGUUACCUUAGGCUAUUGUGAAAAUGCUAUAGAACUUUUAACUAUGGAUCUAUGGAUUAACGGAUGAAAGCACGCGUUACUAAUUCA